Molecule: messenger RNA, 1509 nt
Organism: Durusdinium trenchii
Lineage: Eukaryota; Dinophyceae; Suessiales; Symbiodiniaceae
Source: the annotation of a GenBank genome assembly
AUGAAGAUGGAAGGGACGAAAAGAGAAGACUUCUACGCCCUUGCGACCAAGGGAGAGGGGGCCAAAGGUGAAGUCAAAGGCGAGACGAAAGGCGAAAUCAAAGGCGAAGGUGUGAAAGGAGAGUCGAAGCGAGAAAGGUCGAGAAGCAAAAAGAAAAAGAAGAAGGACAAGGUCAAGAAGGAGAAAGCCGAUGGAGAUGAAAAGAAGAAGGAUAAGAAGAGGAAGAAGUCUGAGUCUCCUGGAGGUACACGGAAGCGAAAGUCCAAGUGGGGUCCCGAUACCGGUGGCUUCUCCAUGUCUGCCAUGCCUGGUGGACGCUCGGGACUUCUGCCAGCUGCAGAAGCAGACGAAUUGAUGCCCAGAUUCUCCGAUGAGGAGAUGGUCCAACGAUCACUGGUGCUGGAAAACCUGUCCUUAAGCUGCACCGGUCAGGAGCUCAUUGAGUUCUUCAAUGGUGCCAUCUUGGCCGUCACGGGUAAUGCCGUGCAUCAGGCCAUCGCCAUCCCGUGCAUCGAUGAUCGUGGUCGCGACCUGGUUCGACGGGAGAAUGGAUAUUUCCUGGAUAGGAAGACGGCGGAGUUGAAGUUCCGCACGCCGGACGGUGCCUCCGUGGGCAUGAAGCUCAAUGGCAUCGAGUACAAAGGCCACAAGGUCACUGUGAAGAGACCCGAUGCCUUUACGAAGCCAUCGGACGGUCAGGAUCCUUCUGUAAAGAUCAACCUGCAUGAAAUGUCGAUGGCCAAGAUGAUUGGUGGUGCCACCGACUCAAGGGGCAUGCCCAUGCCGCAGGGCCCUUCUCCAAAGCUGUCCAUCUUCAACCUGCCUGAUGCCAUGACAGAGCAAAUUUGCAGAGAUUUGCUCAGUCAGUUUGGAAAGCUCAGGAUGUUGAGUCUCAUUCGAGACUUGGGCACCGGGAAGAUCAAAGGCUACGGAAUCUUUGAGUACGACAAUCCCAAUGACGUGGACUUAGCGAUUGUGGCGCUCAACGGUUUUGUUUGCGGUCAGAACGUCAUUCGAGUACAGAAACUAGGCCAGCAGUCCACGACCACCACCACGAAGCCGCAGCCGGUGGCGGCCACGGCGAUGCCCAACUCGAUGACGCAAAAGAUCGUCAAGAAUCCUGUUUUGGCCAUGCAAGUGAAGCAGGGCAGAGAGGUGGGUUCCCGGCCGAGCACAGUGGUACAGCUCAUGAACGCUGUCUACCAAGAGGUGGAUGCAGUGGAUGGGGACGUCAUGGAUGAUCAGGACUAUGACGACAUCACCUCGGAGGUCCAUGCUGAGGCGUCGAAGCAUGGCAACGUCAUGAGGGUCGUCAUCCCCAAACCUGCCAAGGACGGCACCUACGUGGAUGGCGUGGGCAAAAUCUUUGUCGCGUUUUCGGACCUGACGGCCGCGCGGAAGUUCCAGAUGGACGCCAAUGGCCGCAAGUUCGAGAAUCGGGUGGUUUGUGCUGCCUUUUAUCCUGUGGAGAAGUUCAAUGAAGGGAAGUUCAAGCUGUGGUCAGCAUGA